Molecule: messenger RNA, 484 nt
Organism: Eurypyga helias (sunbittern)
Lineage: Eukaryota; Metazoa; Chordata; Aves; Eurypygiformes; Eurypygidae
Gene: HAAO
Product: 3-hydroxyanthranilate 3,4-dioxygenase
Exons: 6
Biological process (GO): quinolinate metabolic process; 'de novo' NAD+ biosynthetic process from L-tryptophan
Cellular component (GO): cytoplasm
Molecular function (GO): iron ion binding; 3-hydroxyanthranilate 3,4-dioxygenase activity
Source: RefSeq, a predicted model, not a curated record
AUGGAGCUUCUUGUAAAUGUAAGAAAAUGGAUAGAAGAAAACAAAGCUACUUUUUUGCCACCUGUGUGCAAUAAGCUUAUGCAUUUCUAUCAAUUGAAUGUGAUGUUUGUUGGAGGGCCAAAUGAAAGGAAGGAUUAUCAUAUUGAAGAAGGAGAAGAGCUUUUUUACCAGGUUAAAGGAGAUAUGUGUUUAAAAAUAAUUGAAAAUGGGAAACAAAAAGACGUCAUCAUUCGAGAAGGGGAGAUGUUCCUCCUACCUGCUAGGAUACCUCAUUCUCCUCAGAGAUACGCAGACACUGUAGGUCUUGUGAUUGAGAGGGAAAGAUUAAAGACAGAAAUUGAUGGGCUCAGAUACUAUGUUGGAGAAUCAACUAAUGUCCUCUUUGAAAAAUGGUUUCACUGUGAAGAUCUCGGCACUCAACUUAAACCAAUAAUUCAAGAGUUUUUCAGUUCAAGACAAUAUCAAACUGGAAAACCAAAUCCAG